AUGAUGAAGUUGGUGGCUCGCGGUUCUGUUGUUGCUACUGCUGGUGUCUUAGCCGGGGCAGGGGAUAUUGCAGAGGACUGGCCGAGGAUGGGGCGGCUGCUGUGGCUGAACUUGGAUAUUGUGCUGAUUGUUGAGGAGUGCAAGUAUGUGCUCACAGAGGUAUGUCCACAGAAACCCAAUGAAGGGGCAACUGAUGAGGAAACCCAAGCUUACCGAAAGUGGAUUAAGGCUGAUGAGAUGGCGCGGUGUUACACUUUGGCAUUUAUAUCGAAUGUUCUACAACAUCAGCAUCAAUCUAUGCCUUCUACCUAUGAUAUAAUGCAAAACCUCAAAGAAAUGUUUAGGGAUCAAAAUCAUGCUGCUAGGCAAACUACUAUGAAGGAACUUAUGAAUACUACUAUGGCAGAAGGGACCCCAAUAAGGUAUCAUGUUCUGAAGAUAAUUGGUCUUCUCAAUGAGCUAUAG
Malania oleifera is the source of this 465-nucleotide messenger RNA. RefSeq lists its product as uncharacterized. Lineage: Eukaryota; Viridiplantae; Streptophyta; Magnoliopsida; Santalales; Ximeniaceae. The record is from RefSeq and is a predicted model, not a curated record. Bases 1 to 465 code for a protein of 154 amino acids. The transcript is spliced from 2 exons.